Messenger RNA from Lycium barbarum (goji berry), 1221 nucleotides. Its product is annotated as putative late blight resistance protein homolog R1B-14. The transcript is spliced from 2 exons. The coding region runs from base 1 to 1221 and encodes 406 amino acids. The record is from RefSeq and is a predicted model, not a curated record. Gene Ontology annotation, biological process: defense response to other organism. Lineage: Eukaryota; Viridiplantae; Streptophyta; Magnoliopsida; Solanales; Solanaceae.
AUGGCUGCUUAUGUUGCUGUAAUUUCAUUGAUGGGAACAAUUCAACAGCUUCCACUAUCCAGCUUACACCUUAAAGAGGUUCACGAAGAACAUAUGAAACAACUCUACGAGAAGGUUGGCUCUCUGAAAGAGUUUCUUGACAAUUCUGACGACAAGUCACCGAGGGAUUUGCAGAAAAAGGUCAAAGAUAUAGCACAUGAAACAGAAGACGAAGUUGAAUCAUACAUUCAAAGAGAGGCACAUAAGACACAUCUUAAUAUCUUGAAACGAUUGUUCCACCUUCCAAGAAAAGCCCAUAAGAGGCUUCUUAAGAUUUUGCAAUGUGCUAUAGAAGACAUUGAUUCUUUCAAGGAACAGAUCAUCGAUCACGAGAGGAAAGUAGCUGAAAGCGUAGGCUCAUCAGUAACCGUUGAUGAUCAUGAAGCCUUUGCAAGAGCGCUCACUUUGAGAUACAACGAUCUUCCGUCUCAUUUGAAAGCUUGCUUUAUGUAUUUCGGAGUUUUCCCAAAAUCUAGUGAGAUUUCUGUGAAGAAAUUUAUCAGAUUAUGGGUUGCAGAAGGACUCUUAGAGCUAAAAGGGCAUGAUGAAUCAGAGAAUGAGGCUUCUAGUCUUUUACAACAGCUUAUUGAUGGAAGUCUAGUUGUCGUUAGCAAGCGAAGUUUGAACGGAAAAAUCAAGACAUGUAAAACAUACAGAAUGUUUUCUCCUCAAGGUCGCCGAUGGGUGUCAGUUAAUUCGAAAAGAGAUUAUCAUCCUGUUCCUUUCGAUGAUCUUACUCACAGCAGAACGCGUUCCCUUCACUUUUUUGUAAGUGGAACUGAGCCUACGAAUGAAUUGAGACUGUCUAAUUUCAAGCUUCUUAGAGUACUGGACUUGCAGUCAUUGGUACCCAAUGAUUUCCCUACUCCACUAUUAGACCUGGUUUGCUUAAGGUAUGUGGCUUUGACGAUUACAAUCUCUAAAUGUCUACAGAUUUCCAGUCUUUGGAAUUUUCUAACUUCCACUGUUCACGGAAGUGCUCUAGUACAGUCUCCUACCAUAUCUUUUCAAAAUGAAAUUAUAGAAAUGCCUCAAUUGAGGUAUUUCCAUUCUACAAGAUUGUAUUUAUCUUCUCCUAUGAAGGUACCGGUUUUGGACAACUUGCAAAGUUUUUCUAGAUUGAAUCCUUCUUGCUACACAAAGGAAAUAUUUCAGGGGAUUAGGGAAGUGAAAAAGUUGUGA